AUGCGGAUCGCUUUGGUGUUGUGCUGUUUUGCACUCGUUUGCAAAUCCAUCAAGGAAGUCCGCACUCCGCUUGUCCUUCGUUGGGGUUUCGGAACGCCGAUCGUCGAAGAACUCUACAAGAAACACAUGCUGACGGCGAAGAAGACGGCCGGUCUCGAGCCACGGCUGCAACUUGGUACCAACUUCUACCGGCAUGUAUGCCCCCACCAAAUUCCCCGUGACAAUGCUCUACCGACGAUAGUGCUCGAUUCGCUGAAUUACGAGGCGGAUCUGGGCUUCAACAAGCUGGUCGGCGAAAACGCCGUCUUCGACUACCUGCGCGAUGCGUCGACGGAUUUGGAUUGGCGCGAGGAGAGCGACAUCGUCACCGCCCAACUGAUGCAAGCCCUCGGACUGUGGACCGCCAAAUUUAACGGGGCCGGCCUGCAGUUUUCGGGUUAUCGCGACAUCUUCGACAAGUACCUGGCCGAGUUGCGAGUGAUGGAUUAUGCGAAGGACACGCUCUUGAAGAUGGAUGCCAACGAUCCGGGCUGGAUCGAUAAGAUUGCACCCGCCGAUUACUGGAAUGGCGCCGAAGCUGAGCAACUCAUCGAGCAGGCCAAGCAGAUGGCCAUCGCCAUCGCCAAUGAGGUGCGCUUCGUGGACGAGGCACUUCGGAAGUCGUACAUCCCGCACGAGACCCUCGUCUACAUGCGGAAGGAGAUGCGGAUCAACGCGCGGCGCCGUGGAGUCGAGCACAACGGCGCUAACCCGACGCUGCUCAAGGCUAUUCGAGAAGCCUCCUUCUACCGUCCCAGCUACAACAGGCCGACCCUCGACAGGGCCAAUGGGGAUCUGGACGACCUGUACCCCGAGUAUGUCUCGCUGGCCGCGCAUGACGGCGGCCAGAGCCAGAGGCCGAAAUAUCUGAUAGAUCCACUCGUCGGUAUCCAGCUGGCGCACCGCAUCUUCGAGUACUUGCGCUUCCCGAUCCCGGCGGCGAAUCAGUCGUGCCUGGCCGCCCAUAUCCGCAAGAUUUGCGACGUGAUGGGGGAGACGAACUGUACCUAUGGCCCGGAAGACCGCGUCGUCCGCGCCUUCUUCAACCAGUAUUCGGCCGUUCGCCUCGCCUACCACAUGUUUUUGAAGGGCACCGGUGUAAAGGGGAAUGACGUGGAAUAUUUCUUCUACACGUACGGGAUGAGCGAGUGCCAGCCGGUCAAUUCGGGGAUGGCUGACAGCCCAAUGUUCCCGUUGUCGAGGGCUCUGCGCGUCAACGGUAUCCUGUCACUAUCCAAAAGUUUCGCCAAGUUCUUCGUCCCGCCCUCCAUGAAGGGCACCAUGAUGUUGCAGUGGGAGAAUGCGGCCUGCGACGCGUUCGACGAUAACCGC
Molecule: messenger RNA, 1371 nt
Organism: Mesorhabditis spiculigera
Lineage: Eukaryota; Metazoa; Nematoda; Chromadorea; Rhabditida; Rhabditidae
Source: the annotation of a GenBank genome assembly